This is a messenger RNA of Diaporthe citri, 1641 nucleotides long. RefSeq lists its product as uncharacterized. The record is from RefSeq and is a predicted model, not a curated record. Lineage: Eukaryota; Fungi; Ascomycota; Sordariomycetes; Diaporthales; Diaporthaceae. Gene Ontology annotation, molecular function: protein binding. Gene Ontology annotation, cellular component: Cul4-RING E3 ubiquitin ligase complex. The coding region runs from base 1 to 1641 and encodes 546 amino acids. The transcript has 3 exons.
AUGGCCCGAGAUGCGUCCGCAUCAUGCAGCGCGGUGGAGCCCUGCGACCGCCGCCCCGGCCUGAGGGCCCUCUUCCGCAGGCACGAGUAUGAGGAGAAGAAUCGCUACUUCAAGAUCGAAUCGCAUCCCACUGCGCCAGCAAACGCAGAAUGGGCAGCUGGGAAUGUCAAGAAGCGGAAAGCCAAGAAGGUCCAGGCCCAGGAGAAGCGCAAGCGGCAGGAGAGACUGAAAGGAUGCAUCAAGCGAUCCAGUCUUCUCGCCCAUCCCCUGGUCGGAGGGAGGCUGUUGCGUGAGUUCGGGGUCGUCGACCCCGAGAUGCCCGUCGAGAGCUGGACCGCUGGCCUGCGACAGAAGGGAGAGGUGUCGUUCUUGCCCGGCCAGGAGCAGGACCCGGGUGCACCCAGCGUAUCGUGUCUCCUCGUCGAGGGAGGCAUUGAUCGUCGGCAGCUCCAAUGCUCCUAUCUACCAACCGACACGGAUGAAAUGAUCAACUUUGGCAUCACGGAGAUGAUGCGCUACUCAGGACUGUCUGCACUACGCUCCGAGGACAUCCAAGGCGACAUAUCCUCCAUCGCGUACCACGAGGCCUCUCACAAGAUGAUAAUCGCAUCAAACAACCUCACUUUGUUGGACCCGACCUCGCCCUCGCAAGGCAGGAUCACCCUCUUCCAGCCCUUACGGCCGGGUGACGACUUCGAAUACGGCAUCCAGCAGUACGGCGGCCGGAGGCCAACUUGGUUGCUGGGCGACACGGCCUCCUACUUGUCCUACAACCUGCAGGGGAGCCACGUAACGAUGCACGCGGUCCGCGCCUGCCCCGCCUCCACCUCGGGCUCCGGCCUUGACGCCCUCAUCGCCACCAGCCAAGGCAUCAUGUCCAUCGGCGGCUCGAGGGCCGGCGGCGAGGUCUCCUGGGUGACCCCCAAGCCUACGGGGACCGCACGUCCCCGCUCGGGCCGUAACCACCACCAAGACGGCAGCGUAGGCGACGUCUUCAGCGUCGACUACCACCCGUCGAAUCCGCGCGUUUGCUACGCCGGCUGCCGCAGUGCCAAGGUCCUCCGCGUCGACAUCCGCGCCCCGAACUCCUCGGGCUCCGGCCUGCAGUCUGCGUUCCGCCACCGGAGCAGCGCCGCGCACCUGCGCUGCCUGGACGACCACCGCGUCCUAGUCGCGGGACCCCGAUCUACCAUGGCUAUCUAUGACACCCGCUGGACGAAGCCGAGCAGGUCCACCGGCGGCGGCGACGGCAGCGGUGGCAACUACCAGCGUCACAACAGCAAGAUCCCGCAGCCGGUCGUCGAAUUCCCCGGGUACAAAAACGAGGUUCGCGUCAAGAUCGGGCUGGACGUGACAAACGACGCGGGCGGCAUCGCGGGCGGUGGCCGCGGCGGAGGGGUCGUGGCCGCGGCGCUGGGUGACGGCACCGUGGCCGUCUUCUCGCUGCGCACGGGGCGGAGGCUGCGGGCCGGGGACGUCGACGACCCGCGGGUGCUGAGGGCCCCCGGCGAAGGAGGGAUUGUCAAGGCGCUGCAGUUCCAUAAGCUGCGGUGGGAGAAGGAGGCGAGCCUCUUCGUGGGCGUGGGCCCCGUGGUGAGGAAGUUUACUUUUGGUGUUGACGACGGCAUGGAUGACUGGUAA